AUGCGCGAGCGAACCAAGAAGCUUGUCACUUAUGGUAAAGCGGCUUCUAAUAAGUCACAAAAGGGGACGGGCAGGGCCACCGGAUCCACCACAGCAGCAGACGCCAGCUCGGCUCUCGAAAGCAGUCGUACAACCGGGGCUCUUCCUUCAUCCCAUACCCUUCGACGACCACAGCGUGCUCCCGAGGCUCGCGGGUCUGGCAGUCUUUCAGUAAGUCAUGCCGCUACGAAAGACUGGCCCGAGCUUCAGGAAGAUACCCUGGAAGAUCCCACGCAUUCUCGCAUAAAGCGCAGAAAAAUUACUACGUUUGCGCAAAGCAGACAAACACGGGCUGGCGACGCUUACUCCGACAAACGCCUUGGCUUGUCACCUAACGAGGAUACGGGUCAUUCGUCUGUUAAGUCGUUCCCAAAUGGCGCGAAAGCUAGUGGCAAGCGCGAGACACGAGACACAUCCAAACUCAGUCAAGGACAACAUAGCAGAUCAUCAGAAUCGAAGCCCGAUCUAGCAAGCUCAGCAUCUUCAGCCCGUGCAUCUCACAGUCGAAAGCUUUCGCGUACUUUGACUAAAGAUUCCCCUCCGCCUCCGGCUGCCGUCCCUGAGGAGAGUUCUGGUAUUUCACCGGGAAGGCAUCAAUGCCAGAACGUGACUCCCACGCGGCGACGAUUAGUUGAUCACCUCGCCGUGAAUGAAGACUCGCCAAGUGGAGAAUUGUCGGGUUUGAUGGGAAGGCGCACUGGAAAUGACGAUGUUCAGCUGCAAAGAGCUUCCCCCUCUAGUUCGCAGCAGCCGUCUGACGAUCCCGAUUCACGACUCAGAGCGCGUCUCUACCGAAAUGGGUCCCCCGACCUGGAUAAUGCUCAAGAAUCGACUUCCCAACCACUGCCUAAUCUGCGGGGAUCUAAAGUGACUUACGCGCGGCAGCGAUCCUUUUUGGAUGAAAUGUCUUUGUUGGAAGAGGAUGGUUUAUCCCAUACAUCGCCGCACGGCAAGAAGUCAUCUUUCAUGAUUGCACCUACCCCGGCAAUCCCAUCAUACCCUCACAACGAUGAGGUGAAUGACAACAGACCGGUUCGCAGUAUCCAUGAACUGCGGCAAUCUGGGGAUAACGCUCGCUUUCGGGAAGCAGUUGAAUUGAUAUUUGAGGAUAUUGAAGAUUCCGAUAAUUCGACCCCUGAGAGAUGUUCGGCAUUUAUACAGUUGUGCGAAAAACUCCUUGAUCGGCGAUGCGUGUCCCAUUUUUCGGAGUAUGGGUUCGACGAACGGCUUGUGAAAUCCAUGCGGAAGGAUAUCGACAUACAGUCCGCGUCUCUUGCCCUGUGCGCCUAUCGGAUGGCCUGCGAUGGAGGCUCCUUUUCCUAUGCUCUUUCGGGCCCGUUUUGGUCACGGCUUCUGGACCUUGCGCCCGCAUUGCUUGAUGUGGAGGUAGAACUGCUCUCCUUAUUGAAACAGCGCUCUCUCGGUCUCUCGAGAACGACGCAUGCAUCCGCGAAGAAAAUAUUACCCAACCUGACCUCCGCCGCUUCUGGGGACUCGGCGUUGUCUGAUCAAGUGACCCCCCAGUCUCUGACACUUUCCAGCAUCCAUCAUGUUUUGCAAAGGGUUCGGGAGAAGGGAAGCACGGUUGAGCCGUUAUCUGCGUCGCUGUUACAUAAGCUACUGCAGUUGCUGCCACUCGAGGAUCCCGAUGAGGCCUGUUCUCUAUCCCCACAUCGUUCUCAGAGAUCCGUUCUGGUGUUAUCAAUUUUGGAAACCUAUACGAUCGUGUCAGGACCAUUGGAUACGGAACAGUGCGCGUCAUUCUACCCGCUUGGUCAACUCCAUACCUUGCUUAAUGCAAAGCGAAACGACCCGGACUACGAGAUCUUGAUCCUCUAUGUUCGACUGAUUCUGAAUUUGACCAAUAAGGAUCUAUCGCUGUGUGACAUAUUUACGACUCCCCAGAUUCUUUCUGGGCUUGUCCAUAUCAUUACAGCCGGCUUUUCUGAGGAGCCAGAAGGUCCUAUCGACAAAGAAAGCAGCUCACUCAACACAGUGAUAUUGGCGCUGGGAGCGCUGAUUAACUUGGCAGAGAAGAAUGACGGGUUCAGAGCCAUGUUUCUCAUUCCGUCACCCGGUUCAACACCUUUCCUCCAAAGCCUCAUUCAGCGGUUCUCCACCAAUAUUGGCCACGUCGAUCAGGCACAUUCAGUCCCUGAAAUGCACCAUAAUGUCGCUCUUGGAUAUCUAGCGAUUCUUCUGGUUACAAUAUGCUUAAACUCGGAUGCCUUCCGUCUCGCGAAGGACGUUGUUGGCAAGAAGGGAAUUUCGCUGAUGCUCUCGACAUCCCAAGAAUUUUUACAAUACUACCAGCGGGUAGAACAGGACUCGUACCCUCUCGAGGGAAGAGAUGAGAAAGAAUCCCAAUUCACGGGGAGAUUAGAACACAUAAUAUCGGAAGUACGCCAACACGCUGGGAGUGUUUAA
Aspergillus terreus NIH2624 is the source of this 2466-nucleotide messenger RNA. Its product is annotated as WAPL family protein. Bases 1 to 2466 code for a protein of 821 amino acids. The transcript is spliced from 2 exons. The record is from RefSeq and is a predicted model, not a curated record. NCBI's taxonomy places the organism in Eukaryota, Fungi, Ascomycota, Eurotiomycetes, Eurotiales, Aspergillaceae.